AUGAAGAUUGUCAGGUUAGCCGUCAUCGUGGCCACGUCCAUCCCUGCCGUCAGCGGUGGCUCCUUCCGUGCCGCUGCUGCCAACCUCCUCGAAAGCUUGCAGGUCGCCGAUUCUGCUACCGCUUCCGCCAGGAAACCUGCUAUCAUGGACUCUGUUGGAGAUGACAAGCCUGGUGAGAUUGGUGCCAUGAUUUACAUUCAUGGCGCUGUUGAUGUUCCUUCUGAGAAGCAUGAACCCGUUGUCAGCAAGUGCUUUGUGGACUCCUAUGGUGAGAAGCUGGGAUACUCCAUGAAGUCUUUCAAGCCCAACAAGGAGAUUGAUGUCAAGGAUAAUGAACCUGAGUUCUCCCUUGGUGCCACUGCCGGGAAAACCAAGCCUCUUGAGUACCUUGUGUUUGGAAAUGUUGACUUUUCUGGCUGCGCCUUGUGCCCUCCUGAUGAUGAUGCCAUGCUUAGCUCUGUGGAUCCUCUUUCCUUCCUCAAGACCCAAAUGACUCAUCCUUCUGCUACUAAAAUGCACAAGCAGUUUGAGACUGACUUUUGUGGCUGCCUUGCUGACAGUGGAAUGAAGACAUACAAGCAUGCUCAUGGAUGCAAGAUCAAGUAUCUAUUUGACUAUUCCAACGGUGACAGCCCUGUUCUUGAGGAUUCCUCUGAGUCCACUGCUGUUGCCUCUGUGGCUUCUACCAAGGAUUCUGUUGGAGAUGACAAGCCUGGUGAGAUGGGUGCCUUGAUCUUCAUUCAUGGCGCUGUUGAUGUUCCUUCUGAGAAACAUGCUCCCAUUGUCAGCAAGUGCUUUGUGGACUCCUAUGGUGAGAAGAUGGGAUACUCCAUGGAGUCCUUCAAGCCCCACAAGGAGAUUGAUGUCAAGGAUGAUGAACAUGAGUUCUCGCUUCAUGCUGCUGCUGGAACGAAGCCUCUGGAGUACCUUGUGUGGGGCAAUGUUGACUUUUCUGGCUGUGCCUUGUGUCCUCCUGAUGAUGAUGCUAUGCUCAGCUCUGCUGAUCCAUUUGACUUCAUCAAGACACAGAUGACCCAUCCUUCUGCUCCUAAGAUGCACAAGCAGUUCGAGACUGACUUCUGCGACUGCCUUGUUGAAAGUGGAAUGAAGACCUACAAGCAUGCUCAUGGAUGCAAGAUUGAGUAUGUCUUUGACUAUUCCAAUGGUGACAGCCCUGUUCUUGAGGAUUCCUCUGAGUCCACUGCAGUUGCCUCCAUUCCUCCUGCCAAGGAUUCUGUUGGAGACAAGCCUGGUGAGAUGGGUGCCAUGAUCUUCAUUCAUGGCGCUGUUGAUGUUCCUUCUGAGAAGCAUGCCCCCAUUGUCAGCAAGUGCUUUGUGGACUCCUAUGGUGAGAAGAUGGGAGUUUCCAUGAAGUCUUUCAAGCCCAACAAGGAGAUUGAUGUCAAGGAUGAUGAACAUGAGUUCUCGCUUCGUGCCAAUGCUGCUGGAACCAAGCCUCUGGAGUACCUUGUGUGGGGCAAUGUUGACUUUUCUGGAUGUGCCUUGUGCCCUCCUGAUGAUGAUGCCAUGCUCAGCUCUGUUGAUCCUCUUUCCUUCCUCGAGGCUCAGAUGACUCAUCCUUCUGCUCCCAAGAUGCACAAGCAGUUUGAGACUGACUUCUGUGGUUGCCUUAUUGCCAGUGGAAUGAAGACAUACAAGUAUGCUCAUGGAUGUGAGAUCAAGUAUGUGUUUGAUUAUUCCACUGGAGGCGAGGGCCCUGUUGAAGUGUCUCUCUAA
Molecule: messenger RNA, 1737 nt
Organism: Seminavis robusta
Lineage: Eukaryota; Bacillariophyta; Bacillariophyceae; Naviculales; Naviculaceae
Source: the annotation of a GenBank genome assembly